CCUAAACACUGCGGCGGCGCCAGUGCCAUGACUGCACUGCACUGCACUGCGAAGACAGUUAUAGAAAUCGAAGAACUUUUGAUUUUCCUCGUUGAAAAUGGCAGGAAUUCGAGCAACAAAAAAGACGGCAGCCAUUCUAAGUUGUCUUUGCAGACAGAAAAGGAUAUUGAAUACAACGUAUACCUCGAAACGCCUCGGAAGUAACGACGCAGAUUUAAAGAAGACACCCCUGUAUGACUUCCACAUAGCUGCCGGGGGCCAGCUGGUCCCCUUCGCAGGCUGGUCGAUGCCGGUCAGCUACAAGGAAGGAAUUGCCACGGAGCAUGCCAACUGCCGAAGCAAGGCAGUCAUCUUUGAUGUGUCCCACAUGUUGCAGAGCAAAAUCCACGGCAAGGAUCGGAUCAAGUUUGUUGAAAGUCUUACUGUUGCGGAUGUCGAGGGUUUGAAGGAGAACUCAGGAACCCUGAGCCUCCUGCUGAACGACAAAGGAGGAAUAAUAGAUGAUUUGGUGCUUAGUAAGACUGAUCAGGGGUACGUCUACAUGGUGACUAAUGCUGGCUGUACAGACAAGGAUGUGGCUCAUAUACAGGGCAAGCUGGAAGAUUUCAAGUCUAAAGGUCAGGACGUGACCUUUGAACCCAUACAUGACAUGGGUCUCCUGGCCUUACAAGGUCCGCUCUCGGCCAGAGUCCUACAAGCCGGCAUGUCACAUGACCUGAGUCAGCUGACUUUCAUGAGGACCACAGUGGCCGAUGUCUUUGGCAUCCCGUGCCGGAUCACACGGUGCGGCUACACUGGGGAGGAUGGCGUGGAGAUUUCCGUCCCAGCAAGCAGGACUGUUGAGCUGACUGAGCGGCUACUGAGUUCCCAAGAAACCUCAGUGAGCAUGUGCGGACUCGGAGCAAGGGACUCGCUGCGACUAGAAUCAGGCAUGUGUCUCUAUGGCAACGACAUUGAUGAAACCACGACACCGAUCGAGGCAACCCUAGCAUGGACAAUUGCUAAGAGAAGAAGAAAGCAGAGGGACUUCCCAGCGGCCGAUUUCAUCUUGAAACAACUCAAGGACAAACCCGAGAGAAAACGAGUUGGUCUGACAUCAAAAGGGGCCCCACCUAGAGCUGGAGCCAGUAUUCUUGACGAGGCGGGCCAAGAGAUAGGUCAUGUGACCAGCGGCUGUCCCUCCCCGACCCUAAAGAUCAACGUUGCCAUGGGUUACGUCAAGACCCAGCAUGCAGCCGUAGGAACAAAGGUCAAAGUUCAAGUCAGGAAACGCAGCAUCGAUGCUGAAGUGGCGAAGAUGCCGUUCGUGCCGUCCAACUACUACACUGGCAAAUGAGAAGAUCUAGGUGCUCCCGAGAAUGAAAUUUUUAUCAACUGUAAAUAUAUCAGAUAAAGAUUUAUGGACCUCUUCUCAGGCACUUUAGUCUUGAUCCAAGGCCGCUUCGAUUAUUACUAAGGUCGGGUUAGUGUGGACAUCCGGUAGCUUCUUACAUUGCCUUGUCUGGUUCCCAGACCAAGUUACUUAAAAGUUGAUGGUUAUCGAGUCUGGAGUGCUAAAUGAUAUAGCAACCGGUGAAAACGCACUUGCUACUGAACAGAUGUUUCCACCUACUACAUAAAUCUGCGCUGCUCUAUGACAUGAUGAGAACAGGACCUUUUCAUGUCUUCCAACAUUUCAGAAGUGUUGCAAACACUUUUUUAGUGAUAUAUAUUCCUGAUAGGUUUUGAAUAGAUGUAUACAACCAACAAACUGCCUGCCGUGUCAGUCCUGAGUUAAAUCAAAGCCCAUGUGCAUGACGUUUGAUGCCAGGCGUAAUGAAACAGUAAUUUUCGGAGUGU
Molecule: messenger RNA, 1839 nt
Organism: Patiria miniata (bat star)
Lineage: Eukaryota; Metazoa; Echinodermata; Asteroidea; Valvatida; Asterinidae
Gene: amt
Product: aminomethyltransferase, mitochondrial-like
Exons: 8
Coding region: 98-1336 (412 amino acids)
Biological process (GO): glycine catabolic process
Cellular component (GO): mitochondrion
Molecular function (GO): aminomethyltransferase activity; protein binding
Source: RefSeq, a predicted model, not a curated record